GGUCGAUCGAUUCAUUCGUGCGACCCGCGAACGGGAUCGCACGGACUCGGGACGAGGUUUUACUUUUCGAGUACCUUGGGAAUGAUCGGGGGUAAGUGGACCCACUGGUCGCUUAGCGCUGUAGGUCCACAGCCGCCGAGUGAGAGCAAGCGACGACGGGCGUGACGCAGCAAGCCUUGACCGCUGCGGUGGGUUUCUAGAAGGGUACAACUGCGUAUGUCCCUUGUUCCCGCGCACGGUGGAUCGAUGCCAAGAGCGACGUCACCGAGACACAUCGACCCGUUCUGGCGAAGGUUGGUCGCGAUGUGACGGCACACACAGCUUCGGGGAGGACGUCGAGCGUGACAGCAUCCUCCGCCUCGAGAAGCCGUAGACAGGCUCGUCCACCUCGAAGAGUAAGCUCAACGUAAAUAGAAGCGCCGUUGCUGACGUGAGGAGAGGAGGGCAAUCGCGCGACUGCAGGCAGUGCGCAGACAUGUAACUUUCCCCAACAUUGAGUUUCGCACUGGCGGGGAGAAGCUUAUUGUUCGCAACGGAGAGAACCUCCUCAAUCGCAAUCGACGCGUCGACGGCACAACCGACGACGUCCGAGGAGCCGAGUGGGUUCGUCCGCGGGGAGCAGCAUCAGGAGCUCGGUCGAGUCGUCGCCAUGGGAUUGCCAUUUUGCGACACUCGAACCGCUCUAUAUGGGCGCAGCCACGCCACGAUCUUGGCCGCGCGAAGUGAGAAGGAAAGAAGGUGGAAACCCGUCAGACAGCGAAUCGAGGAAUCGGAUACUCAUACACGGACGCAGGCGACACGACGUCGCCGAUCGUCCAAGGACAGGCUUCGCGACACAGCGUAAGCCGCACUCGGUCGCGGGGGAAUGCCCGGGUAUUACGUGAGGGUACGUUAUGCGCCUUCUCGGGACGCCCUGCUUCGCGAGCUUCUGUGCAGUCUGCGUGGACGUCAGCUCGAAGUCACACUCGCUCUGAACGUAGUCAGCGUAUCAGCAUGGGGAGCCAUCUGCUCGCUCGCUGGGGUGGGUAUGAGAGCACACUCGCAGGGGCAGUCCAGGGGGUGCCGUUCAAACUUGGCAUUCGUCGCUCCGGACAGUGGUCGGGAGGAGCGCGAUUGGGAUGGACAGACCGCAGGAAACGCGACCGUGUCAUCGCGGGCGCCUGAUUAUACCGAAGUAUACGGGGAGAACAUAUGAACAACCGUUGAAUCCCACCACGCCUGGGACCCGUUUGUGCCCCGCAGUGGACCAUGUGCGAAGGCGUCUCACCUCGAUCGACAUGUGCAGUCCAUGGAACAUGGGACAGCGUCAGCGGUGCCGAGUGCAUCAGGACGC
Molecule: messenger RNA, 1333 nt
Organism: Dichomitus squalens LYAD-421 SS1
Lineage: Eukaryota; Fungi; Basidiomycota; Agaricomycetes; Polyporales; Polyporaceae
Exons: 4
Coding region: 994-1164 (56 amino acids)
Source: RefSeq, a predicted model, not a curated record